UGUGUAACAAAUGAGGGGUUCAGAUACAUAGAAACGCUAAGGUUGAAAGUCCUUCGCGAUCUCCCACUUCGCAUUUUCGGGCAGCUUUUUUUUCUUAAGAAUCUUUUUUCCCAUUUCCCUUCGCCGCAAACACGACAUUCCAACGAAAUAUCGACGGAUUUCGUCUCUGCUAAAACUAGGCCAUAUUCGACUUAAUUUUCUUGCAUUCGAUAGAUACGAACUUCCUCACAAUUCUAAUUUGCAAACGAGGUUAACGACUUGCGACGUUUCCUGGCAUCCCCGCAAUCAAAUAUCGACUUUUAUUUGUUUAUCAUCCCUCUUCCACAAAUCCCACCAAGAUGAGUGUAGUUGGUGUCGAUUUCGGAACCCUGAACACUGUCAUUGCAGUCGCCAGGAAUCGAGGUGUCGAUGUCAUUACAAAUGAAGUCUCGAAUCGAGCUACCCCUUCCCUAGUCGGAUUCGGACCCAAGUCUCGAUAUCUCGGAGAACCUGCAAAGACACAAGAGAUUUCUAACCUCAAGAACACCGUCAGCUCCUUAAAGCGGCUGGGUGGACGAAACAUCAAUGACCCCGACAUUCAGAUCGAGCAGCAAUAUGUCUCGGCAUCUCUCGUUGAUGUCGGCGGCGGCCAGGUUGGCGCUGAAGUGUCUUACCUAGGCAAGAAGGAGAAGUUUUCGGCCACUCAACUGACGGCUAUGUUCUUGAGCAAGGUCAAGCAGACAGCCCAGAAUGAGCUGAAGUUGCCUGUAUCGGAUAUUGUCAUCAGUGCGCCUGCGUGGUUUACCGACGUCCAACGAAGAAGUCUUCUAGAUGCAGCCGAGAUCGCUGGUCUAAAGCUCCUUCGCGUUAUGAACGACACCACUGCGGCUGCCUUGGGCUACGGUAUCACUAAGCUCGAUCUUCCUUCAGCUGAAGAGAAGCCACGCCGAGUCGCAUUCGUCGAUAUUGGUCACGCCGACUAUUCUUGCUCGAUCGUCGAGUUUAAGAGAGGCGAGCUCAGUGUCAAGUCGACAGCGUACGACCGCCAUUUUGGUGGCCGAGACUUCAACCUGGCCUUGGUUAAUCAUUUCCAGAAGGAAUUCAAGGGCAAAUACAAGAUCGACAUCACGACUAACCCCAAGGCUAUGGUUCGUGUCGAGGCUGCUGCCGAAAAGCUCAAGAAGAUUCUGUCAGCCAAUCAACAAGCACCAAUGAACAUUGAGUCGCUCAUGAACGAUAUCGAUGUGACGGCUAUGAUCACACGACAGGAGUUCGAGGCGCUCGUGGAACCGCUACUAAACCGUGUCACGGUACCAUUAGAGCAGGCCCUCGCCGAGGCCGGGCUCACGAAGGAAGAUAUUGAUGUAAUCGAGUUGGUUGGUGGGUGCACCCGUGUUCCCGCCCUGAAAGAACGAAUUCAGGCAUUCUUUGGAAAGCAGCUCUCGUUUACCCUCAACCAGGACGAGGCUGUUGCUCGGGGUUGUGCUUUCUGCUGCGCUAUCCUCUCUCCCGUCUUCAAGGUCCGUGACUUUGCUGUCCAGGAUAUUGUCAACUAUCCUAUCGUGUUCUCCUGGGAAAAGGACGUUGAUAUCCCAGAUGAGGAUACUAGCCUUACUGUCUUCAACAAGGGCAACGUUCUUCCUUCGACCAAGAUCUUGACUUUCUACCGAAAGCAACCGUUCGACCUCGAGGCUAGAUACGCUAAGCCUGACGAAUUGCCUGGCAAAGUUUCUCCUUUCAUUGGCCGAUUCUCCGUCAAGGGCGUAAAGGCGGACCCUAAGACUGAGUUUAUGAUCUGCAAACUCAAAGCUAGAGUUAACAUUCACGGUGUCCUUAAUGUGGAGAGUGGAUAUUACGUCGAAGAUCAAGAAGUCGAAGAGGAGGUUAAGGACGAAAAGAAAGAUGAUGGAGCCAAGAAAGAUCCUGACGCAAUGGAAACCGAUGACAAGAAGGACUCGGAUAAGCCCAAGACCCGAAAAGUCAAGAAGCAAGUCCGCAAAGGCGACCUGCCUAUCGUUGCUGGCACCAACUCCUUAGAUGUGGCCACCAAGAACAGUCUCACUGAAAAGGAAGCUGCGAUGCUUAUGGAGGACAAGCUCGUUGCUGACACAGAAGAGAAGAAGAACGAACUAGAGACAUACAUCUACGAUCUCCGAAACAAGUUGGACGACCAGUAUGCCGAAUUCGCUAGUGACGAUGAGAAAGACAAGAUUAGAUCGAAGCUAACGGAGAGCGAGGAUUGGCUAUACGAGGACGGUGAAGAUGCUACCAAGGCCGUCUAUGUCGCUAAGAUGGACGAGAUUCGAGCUAUGGCCGGUCCCAUUACGCAACGCUACUUCGACAAGGUAGAAGCAGACCGUCAAGCCCUGCAAGCUAAGCUUGAUGCCGAUGCUGCUUCUAAGAAGGCUGCUGAAGAGGAAGCCCGAAAAGCAGCCGAGGCCGCGAAGGGCGAGACCAAGGACGAAGAGAUGACGGAUGCCGAGGCUGCGAAGCCAGAGGUCGAGGAGCCCCAAUCGUAGUAGCAGACAGAGGACUUCUCCCUUAAGCGCAAACGCGCCAAUUCUUCAUGAUAUCAGUAUCUACGGAUAGGUGGCUGUCCCAGGCACUAAUUGAUGUAUGCAUGACAAGGACGAAAACAGGAGUGUUAUAAUGACAACGGCAGGGGUGAUUGGGCGGAUACUGGACUAGGCAUCGUUCAGGGGGGUUCUGCUCAUCGAUCAUCCAUUUUGCAGGUAGUUCACGAGGAAUAGAUUUUUUUCCCCAUUAUGCGGACAGAAAGGGGCAACAGGAAUUCAAGCACGCGGACUUUAGAUAGACCCAGACAAUGCAGGUUACUUGAUUAAAAGUGCGUUUUUUAACCUGUCUGUCUGGCUGUCCAAUGUGAUUCGUGUCUGGUGAGAAAUGUGAAUAGCAUGCAUCGGAUGCACUAUACCACCAUUGUGGGGUAUUUUUGGUACUGUAC
This is a messenger RNA of Annulohypoxylon truncatum, 2941 nucleotides long. Its product is annotated as heat shock protein Hsp88. NCBI's taxonomy places the organism in Eukaryota, Fungi, Ascomycota, Sordariomycetes, Xylariales, Hypoxylaceae. Gene Ontology annotation, molecular function: ATP binding; ATP-dependent protein folding chaperone. The record is from RefSeq and is a predicted model, not a curated record. The transcript is spliced from 6 exons. Bases 339 to 2498 code for a protein of 719 amino acids. Gene Ontology annotation, biological process: protein folding. Gene Ontology annotation, cellular component: nucleus; cytosol.